CCGCAACGAACCAGGAACCUCGACACGAACCGUCGUCGCAGAUCAGCCGACCUAUAAAGGCUCAGAUACUAUUCGAUCGUCACAGGAAGGAAUUUUCUGUAGCUGAUCCGACGUGCUUUCUGCUAUUGUCACGUAUGCCAUACGCAACGUUUUCGUGCGAAAGCGGGCCAUCAUCUUUGCUUCCGAGACUCAGCCGUGUGCAAUUUGACCUGCAGCGUUGAAGAAGAGAGUCUGAAUUCUGAGGUGGAGUCGAGUCCCUCAGCAAUGGGUAGAGCGGCCCUGAUCUGCGGUGCGACCGGAAUUGUGGGCAAAUAUUUGGUGGACAUGCUUUCCAGCCCCGACUGCCCGUCCGGACCAUGGAAGGUGUACGCGCUAGCUCGAAGAUCCCACACUGGUGCCAAAGUUUGCUUCAAGUCCGAGAACUAUACGUACAUUCAAGCGAAUCUGCUGGAUAAGGACGACACCUACGAGAAGCUAUCGCCUCUGAAAGACGUGAGCCAUAUCUUCUGGGUGACUUGGGUACAGGGCAAGGACGAGGAAGAGAGCUGUGCGAAGAAUGGUCAGAUGCUCAUCAAUACUCUGGAUGCCGUCGUGGCGAAUUCCAGUGCUUUGGAGCACAUCGUUCUUCAGACGGGAUGUAAGCAUUAUCUUGGACCCUUCGACCAGUUCGGUGGAGACGUGAAGCCUCACGACACCCCAUUCCGAGAGGAUGUGCCCAGACUUCCAGGCCAGAAUUUCUACUACACCUUGGAGGAUAUUGUGUUCAACCACCUCAAGCAGCACCAAGGUCAUCUGACUUACUCCAUUCACAGACCGACCAAUAUCUUUGGGUUCUCAGCUGGGAAUUUGAUGAACUUGUUGGGAACGCUUUCAGUGUAUGCAGCCAUCUGCAAACACGAGGGACUUCCAUUUGUGUUUCCAGGAAACAAAAUCUCUUGGGAGCAGCUGUCCGAUGCCUCCUCCGCAGAUCUGAUUGCAGAGCAGGAGAUAUGGGCCGCCACCACUAUCGAUGCCAAGAACCAAGCUUACAACAUCUCCAAUGGAGAUGUUUUCAAGUGGAAGAAAUUGUGGCCAUUGCUUGCCGCUGAGCUUGGAAUUGACGCCGCCCCAUAUCACGGAGAGCCUCUGAACUUGACUCAGAACUUCAGCGGGAAGGAUCAAGCAUGGGAUACGAUUGUGAAGGAAAAGGGCUUGGUUCCGACCAAAUUGAAAGAUGUUGGCAAUUUUUGGUUCGCGGACCUCGUCCUCAACGUGCCGUUCGAGAAUGUGAGCUGCAUGAACAAGGCCAAGGAGUUCGGAUUCCAUGGCUUCCGUGACACGGAAAACUCAGUGAAGUCUAUCAUUCAUGAAAUGGUCGAAGCUAAAAUCAUACCGUCAUUCCACGAAAGAUAUCAGUUGAGACACACAGCUGAAUGAUCAGUUUCGACUCUGCGAAAUUUUUGACAUAGUAACUCGUGCAGUGUAGGAAAACGUAGAGGAUGUUCUUCCACUGUCCUCGUUUUCAUCGUUAUUUGCUUCAACUGUUUGUAUGGCCUUUUUGGGUACCGAACGUAGAGUCGACCGUGAAGGAAUGUUGAUAGAUACAUGUGACUUCAGUUGCCAGCCCCAAGAGGGCGGAAGUUAUCUAAUUAUCUCGAAUGGUUAGGACAGAGGCAGGCACAGAUAUAACCCUUGGAAAAAGCCCGGGAACAUUUGCAAUGUAGUGACUGUAAAGCUUGUUAAAUUAGAAUCAUCUAAAUUUCUAAACUAUAAUUAUGAUUGAAGCA
Messenger RNA from Marchantia polymorpha subsp. ruderalis, 1766 nucleotides. Lineage: Eukaryota; Viridiplantae; Streptophyta; Marchantiopsida; Marchantiales; Marchantiaceae. The record is from the annotation of a GenBank genome assembly.